Messenger RNA from Heterotrigona itama, 998 nucleotides. Lineage: Eukaryota; Metazoa; Arthropoda; Insecta; Hymenoptera; Apidae. The record is from the annotation of a GenBank genome assembly.
AUGAAUCAAUCUUUGUCGGGUCAAUUGAGUGUAGAGUGUAAAGUCGGCAGUUAUUUUUUUUUUCUAUUUAUUUAUUUUUUUUCAUCAACCAUUUCUCAUUUUUAAAUUGGAAAUUUCGAUGAUCGACGAAAAUGAAUGAAAACGGAUUAAUUUGAGUUGCAGCGGUCGAUGUAGAAACAGCAGUGGGAUUUAGGAAAAGGCGAGCGUUACGAUUAUUAAAUAUUUCAAUUGCGCAAUAUCAAGGGGAAGACGAUAAUAUUUUAAGAGAGAUUGCUGGAAAUAAUCCACGACAGCCAGUAAGAGGAGCGACGUUUCAAACGAAACUUCCCGAGACCCAGUUUCGCGUUUCCGGGAAGAAUGGUAAUGGACAGGGAAGAGGACGGACAAAGCGGACGACGGGAAGAAGGAACCGCUGCGCUAAGAAUACGUACAGCAUCCGGGAUACUUCUUAUUGGAACAAAGGAGCGGAAUAGAAUUUUCCAGGCAGCGUCGUCUGCUAACUGCAAAUGUACAAGCGACUUUGGCAAUCGACGAGCGGUUUCGCGAAACUUUCAUGUUCGUUUCGGUGUUUUCCGUUUUCUCGUUUCAUUUCGAUCGUUCGGCAUUGAUCGUCUCGAUGAUUUUUCUGGCCAAUCGGUAUUACAUGCCUUUAUUUUACGUGCGAUGUGCUCAUGUAAAAGACGAUAAACUCUCUGCAACAUCAUUCAACUUGAAAGUUACAUAUUUAUAUAUUACUUUAUUAAAUACAUCGAUGCAAAGUCAUUAAAUGAACGAUUUACGACCGAUUGCUAGUUCAUUAGAUUUUUUCGACUGAAGUCAAUACAACUAACGUUUUAUAAUAAAAAUUUCGUUACGACAGGACUCUGUGAAUUUAAAAAUAUAUAUAGUUAUCCCAAUAUCGGCGGUACAAGGAGGGGAUGAUUCAACGUGAAAAAACACGCUAAAAAUAAAGAAUGAAAAUUUUUUUGUAAGAUUCUCCGAUAUUGCAGGAAAUUUGA